AUGAGAGCCACUCACAGACAUGUUUGUGUUUUUCUUUGUUCUAUCUUCAUAUUGUUCGACUUAUUGUCCCUGUGUUCUAAUGCAACUAACAACAUCACACAAGGCCAAUCCAUCAGAGACGGACAAACUAUAAUCUCCACCGAGAAGAAAUUCGAAUUGGGUUUCUUUAGUCCUGGGAAUUCCAUGAAUCGUUACGUUGGGAUAUGGUAUCACCAGCUCCCUAAUCAAACAGUUGUAUGGGUUGCAAACAGAGAGAAUCCAAUUCUAAAUAGAACAGGCGUUCUCACCAUUGCAGACAAUGGGAAUCUGGUGGUGUUGAACGGGGAUGGAAAAGUUCUCUGGUCAAAAAAUGCUUCCAUUAACUCAACUGCUAUUCUCAUGGACUGCGGGAAUCUUAUUCUCAGAAGUGGUGACUCUGAUAAGUUCCUUUGGCAGAGCUUCAAUGAUCCUACAGAUACUUACCUACCUGGCAUGAAAAUGGGUUAUGAUCCAAAGAAAGGUUUGAACAAUACAUUCUCUUCGUGGAAAAGCGCUCAUGAUCCUUCGAAGGGUAACUACCUUGUGGGUGUGGAUCCUCUGGGAUCUCCUCAAAUUCUGAUAUGGAAGGGCAUGGCACGGCAUUGGAGAAGUGGGCAAUGGAAUGGGCAAACGUUCUUGGGCGUGCCCAACAUGAGAAAUCUCUAUCUUUUUGGGUUUAAGCUCACCAGUGAUGCACAAGGAGUAAUGUACUUCACAUACAAUAUGCCUAACAAUUCUGAAAUCUUGCGGUUUUGGAUGGGAUGGGAUGGAAGAGUGAAGCAGCUACGGUUGGAUGAGGAGAGAAAGGAGUGGAUCCCUCUCCGGGAAGAGCCGACUGAUGAAUGCGAAAAUUACAACAGGUGUGGAGCUUUUGGGAGGUGUAGUCAGUUGGAUUCCCCUAUUUGUAGUUGUUUUCAUGGGUAUGAACCCAAAGAUAGCCAUGAGUGGAAUAAGGGAAAUUGGUCAGGUGGGUGUGUGCGGAGAACAAAGUUACAGUGUGAGAAGACUAGCGAAGUUGAGGUGUCAAGGAAGGAUGGUUUUUCAAACUUGGGAGGUAUCAAAUUGCCGGAUAUCUACAACUGGGUUGCAGUUAAUAGCAGAGGUGAAUGUGAAGAUGAGUGUCUGAGGAAUUGUUCUUGCAGCGCUUAUGCGUAUGUCAGUUGGAUUGGUUGUAUGAUAUGGAGUGGGGAUUUAGUUGAUGUUCAACAAUUUCAAGAAGGUGGGAAUACCAUCUACAUCCGCCUCGCUGAUUCGGAAAUAGGUGGAAACAGUGGGAUAUCGAAGCGAAUCACAGUGAUAAUUACAGUAUCUGGGAUAGUUUUUCUUAGCAUAUCUAUCUACUCACUAUGGAGUUUUUUUACAAAACUAAGAGAUUUGAAGAGGAAACGAAACAAAAAACUGCUAUUAUUUGCUUUGAGCAACAAUUUGAGUUCAGCCCACUUCUCAGGACCAGAUGAUCUCGUAAGAGAUGGGCAACAAGGAAAUGUGCCCGAAUUGCCGUUGUUUGAUUUCGAUUGUGUAGCAGUUACUACAAGCAACUUUUCUGAUGCAAAUAAGCUUGGACAAGGUGGAUUUGGUCCUGUUUACAAGGGACUGCUACCUGGAGGACAAGAAAUAGCUGUGAAAAGACUUUCAAAGAUGUCAAUACAAGGGUUGGAAGAAUUUAUGAAUGAGAUUAUACUCAUUGCCAAACUGCAACACAGGAAUUUGGUUAGACUUCUGGGUAGUUGCAUUCAGGGGGAGGAAAAGAUGUUGCUUUAUGAAUAUAUGCCCAAUGGCAGCUUGGAUUCCUAUAUUUUUGACCCAGCAAAGCAAGGGCAAUUAGACUGGAGGAAACGUUUCCACAUUAUAGAGGGGAUUGCACGAGGAGUCCUAUACCUUCACCGAGACUCAAGGCUAAAAAUAAUCCAUCGAGAUCUAAAAGCUAGCAAUAUUUUGUUAGACAAUGAGAUUAACCCAAAAAUUUCAGACUUUGGAAUGGCUAGAAUUUUUGGAGGGAAUCAAAAUCAAGCGAAUACAAACAGAGUAGUUGGGACAUAUGGGUACAUGUCUCCUGAAUAUGCAAUGGAAGGCUUAUUUUCUGUUAAAUCAGAUGUCUAUAGCUUUGGGGUUUUGCUCCUAGAGAUUGUUAGUGGCCGGAGGAAUAUCUACAUCGCCCAUUCUGAGAAUUACUCAAAUCUUAUUGGAUAUGCAUGGCAUCUAUGGAGUGAAGGAAAAGCAAUGGAAUUUAUGGACUCAUCUAUGGUUGAUACAUAUUGCUAUUGGGAGGUAUUGAGAUGCAUUCAUGUGGGGCUGUUGUGUGUGCAAGAUUCUGCAAUGGAGAGACCAUCCAUGUCAUCUGUUUUGUUGAUGUUGGAAAGUGAGACUGCAAUUGUUCCUAAUCCGAAGCAACCCAUUUUUUCUGUAGCUAGAAAUUGUAUAGAGAAGGAUUUAUCUGUGGAAAGCUCAAAAGUAAUGUCAAUUAAUGAUCUAACAGUUACCACAGUAGUUGGAAGAUAGAAGAUCUGUGAGGGGUCAAAUGGUUUCAGAGCUGUCGAGGACUCCAAAAUCCUAAGCUUAGUGUAACCUGUUAGAUCUGUUCUAAAUUAAAAGUUGAAAUGUACUUUGUGUUA
Telopea speciosissima is the source of this 2630-nucleotide messenger RNA. Its product is annotated as putative G-type lectin S-receptor-like serine/threonine-protein kinase At1g61610. Gene Ontology annotation, molecular function: ATP binding; protein serine/threonine kinase activity. Gene Ontology annotation, biological process: protein phosphorylation; recognition of pollen. The record is from RefSeq and is a predicted model, not a curated record. NCBI's taxonomy places the organism in Eukaryota, Viridiplantae, Streptophyta, Magnoliopsida, Proteales, Proteaceae. The transcript is spliced from 7 exons. Bases 1 to 2517 code for a protein of 838 amino acids.